AUGUCAACGUAUCCGGUGCUCUUGGGGCUGCGGCUGACGAGAUUAGCCCUGUUCCUUUGUCUGGCCGAAGUUGACAGGUUGUACAGAACGGACGCAAACUCACAUACAUCAACUGCGGCAGGGCCCGUCACUUGCUUACUCCGAACUGCGAAGGACGGGGGCCACGCUCUGUCUCACGUCGUGACAGUGGGAGCUGGUGUUGCCUCGCAGCGGAUCAACCCACCUAACCCCGCGCAGGCCAGUGUUGCAAUGGCAUAUGCAGCUGCCUCGUCGCACAUCGGAAGUGACUGA
Messenger RNA from Colletotrichum destructivum, 291 nucleotides. RefSeq lists its product as uncharacterized. Bases 1 to 291 code for a protein of 96 amino acids. Lineage: Eukaryota; Fungi; Ascomycota; Sordariomycetes; Glomerellales; Glomerellaceae. The record is from RefSeq and is a predicted model, not a curated record. The transcript has a single exon.